Molecule: messenger RNA, 9849 nt
Organism: Dinoponera quadriceps
Lineage: Eukaryota; Metazoa; Arthropoda; Insecta; Hymenoptera; Formicidae
Exons: 9
Coding region: 473-3532 (1019 amino acids)
Source: RefSeq, a predicted model, not a curated record
UACCGUCGAACGCUGCUGGCAGCUGUGAUCGCGCGCGCGCGCGCGCGACACCUUCCCCGACGAGACACACACAUACACAUACAGAAAGAAAGAGAGAGAGAGAGAGAGAAUGAAUCCGCGGCUAUGUGUCGUGGCGACGCGCUAUGAAGCGUUGUCGCGGAGCCGUGCUCGUCCAGGACACACCGUCGCCCGAUAGCUGCCACCCUCGACCACGCUGUCUCUCAUCCGCUCUCAUCCCGCAGGCUUCGUCCGUCCACCCGCACCGUUCAACCGGGAGAAUCCUCUGCCCUGUCCGCCAGCCACCAGUGUUCGUCGUGCGCCGAAGGUGUCUCCCCAACUGACGGGUCGCUGGAGAGAGAAGGAAAGCUCGCAAUUUAGCGGGAAAUAAACGAAGCGGGGGAAAGACGCUGAAGUAACGCAGUUUCAUUCCCGACGGCAGAUAAUCAUUCAAGAUUGGCUCGGCCGCACGACCAUGAUGAAUCGGGAAAACGAGGAACAGCGACCGAUCGCCCAGACGCUGUGCGGCGCGCUGCAAAGGGAGCCGAAUUGCAAAUGCCUGCUGCUGUCGUUGCUGAUAUACAUCUGCAUCGCCGCGGUAACGUGGUGUAGGUGCACCAACGUCACCAAGCUCAUGGUCAACUACGCCAAGUUCCCCAUCAGAAGCUCGAAGCACAUAACGUCGCCCUGCGACGAGGGCUACAUAUACAUUCCGGUGGCAUUUAUGGGAAUGCUAUAUCUAGUUUAUCUGGUGGAGUGCUACCAUUCGCCCAUCAGAAUCGAUUUGUUGCACGCCGAGAGUCAGGACAGCGUGUUGGCCAAACUGGCGCAGCUGAAGAUGGCACGGCCGACUAUAUGGUGGAGGGCGGUUUCCUACCACUACGCACGCAGAAAACGGCAGAUCACGCGUUACAGGAACGGGGAUAAUUACAUCACCACGCAGGUCUACUACGAAAGAGUGAAUACACAUGUGGCCACUUCCUCCUAUUACUACCAUUACUGCGGCGUCAAGGACAUCAGCAAGGACCUGGUGCUCGGGGCGAAGAUACCGAUCACGAAGAUCAUGCUCACCAAGGGCUUCGCCUUUUCAAACAUGACUUCGGCCACGGAGUUCGAGGAGAUUCGAUCGAGAUUUUUUGCCGAACAGGAAAUCAGGGAUGACUACCUGGAGAUGCGAGAAGGUCUCGACAUCGGAAACAAUGUCAAUUCCACAAUGCUGGUCGCCGUUCUCGGUAACCCUUGGUUCACGAACCGCUAUGUCUACUGGUGCUUGAGUGCCUUGCUGCUCAGCUGGCCGUUGAGAGUGAUCAUAGAGUACAAGACGCAAUAUGCCGACUAUCAGAUCACCAAGCUCUUCGGCGUGAACUACGACACACCGACGUCCGGCGAGCCCAUCCACGCGUCCAUGAGCCAGCUCAGCCAGCCAGGCUCCUACAUGCUGGCGCCCAGUUACAGCGAGGCGUUGCUGAUGGACCCGGCGCCCAGCAACGAGGUCGAGCGCGACCAUGAGAACUGGCAAAGUUCUCAGACUCAGGCGGACGUGGAGACGGACAUGGUGCCGAGCUAUUCCGAGGCGCUUCUCUACGAGCGGGCCGAGCAGCUGAGCCACCAGAACGUGAACGUCGUGAGCGUCGUGAACGCCGCCGGGAACUCGGCCGACGCGACCACCUCCUGCAACAUGGAGGACCCGGCCGAGCCGAUCCUGACGACCCCGUGCGAGUACCACUGCCCUUGUCCGUGUCACAGCAACACCAACAGCUACGAGAUCCGGGUGGACGAGCGCAGUUACAUCGAGAUCACGUCGAGCAGCGAGCACCUACCCGUCAGCCCACCACCGACGCACCGGGUGGUGAACGACGACGACGACACCUUCGAGAGCCGGAUAGCGACGUUGAGGACCACGGCCGACGGUCGCCUGCAUCCCUCCGCGAACCGGGCGCCCCGCUCGAUGGACAACCUGCAGAGCGGAGCGUCGCCGAGCAAGUGCGGCAGUUGCGGCAGGAUGUCCAUCAGCACGCAGACCAUCAACUCGGACGACCAUGCGCGCGCCAAGUCCGGCAGAAGCUCGCGGACCUCGUCGGUCGACUUCGUCACCGGCGUGACGCCCAAGAGGGACAAGCAGACCAUACCCUGCAACAUCUCCGAGCCGAACCUGCGAUCCCGCUCGGAACCGGCGAACGCAUACUUGAAGGAGAACGUGAAGAGCCUGGAGAACAUCCUGGAGAACGAGGAGGAGCCGAUGAGGAGCGGCAAAGCCGGCUGCGCCAGUGCGGAGGCGAAUUUGCCGAGCGAAAGGCCGUACUUCGGCGGGCAUCAGAGGUGGACCCCCGUGCCCAGGCCACCCUCGCUCUCCCACUCCCGUUCUUUGUCCCUCGACGAGGAGAGCGUAUCCAGCAGAGCGUACAUGAGCAACAAGGGCGCCAUCCCGAGGACCGAGGCCGCGCGCAGCAGGAUCACCGUGAACCCGAUAUCGAACGAGGCCUGUUGGAAGCUGCCCAACUCGAAGACGUACUUCUGCCUCAAGUCGAUUCUCAAGCAGAACAGGCGGCGGUACACCCUGGUGACGGCGGACGAGUACCAGAACCUCGCGGAUCAGACCGCCGACAGAGGCCUGGAGGGCGUCGACGCCUUCGGCAGAGGCAAGAAGGACGACGUCUGGGCCGACAGGUUCGCCGAUCGGUCGCGCAUGAGGGAGAACUUCGCGAACCCCAGGAGGAGGAUGCCGUCGUUCGAAGAGUUUAUGGUGGUUGGUGGGGACAGGCCGUACCCGGCCGGCGAUCAAAACAGGGAAGGCACCAGAACGCUCAUCUUCGCCAGUCCUCUGCAAAAGAUCCCGAGCAGCGACCCGUUCGGCGGCAAGGACCUCGUGCCGGGCAGGAGCUCGAUGGAGCGCAACCUCAGGGAGAACCCGACGCCGGUUCUCGCGCGUCUCGCACGGUCGACGGCCGAUCGGGAAGCUAAGCGACGUGUUCCCGACUACAACCGGCAUCGUCGCGUGUACAACGUCCAGCAAGAGCGCCCGGUGAUGCAUCCGUUCCUCCAUUCGCACGCUCAACACCAGCAUCAGCAUCAGCACCAGCAUCCACUACUUCAGCACAGAUUGCCGUCGGUGGACCACGGGGAUCGCAUGGACGACUUCCAGACCAACGAGACGCCGUAUCGAAGCAACGUCUCCCUUCCACCCCACAACAGCCUGUUCUCCGAGCACGCCGGCAGGAGGUCGAUGAUAAGGACCUCGAGCGAGCAGUACGACAGGUCGACCGGUGACCGUCGCCCGAUUGAUCUACGCUCGCUGAACAGGAGGCACCAGUGCGCCGGCCUGACCAGAUCGUUCACGGAACGGCGCCCGAAAGUCGCGCGUCUCGACAGGAACUUCCGUAGAAGCUUCAACGGCAGGGUGGAGGAUUACAGGACGGAGGAUUAUAGAACGGAGAAUUACAGGACGGAGGAUUACAGAACGGAGGAUUACAGGACGGAGGAUUACAGAAUGGAGAACACCAAACGAAGGAAUUUCAGCAUGGAGACGUCGUUGUAACAAGCAUAACCGAGCGGUCUAUCAGGAUGGACUGUGUGGUUCUCGGUUGUAAGCGAGUAAUUCCUUCGCUACGCAAGGUGUCUCUAAAUCGGCCCGUCAACUCGUUCUCCUAGAGGAAGACCGGGACCGUUCCCCGACGUAGUUCUAAUUACAAAUAGUAUAAUUACGAAUAGCCGCGCGUCCGGCAUUGUAAGUCGAGGACGCCGAAUUGCUCUUUUACUUCGAAAAUCAGUCGGCAAUUCAUAUUUUUCAGCUCCGUAUCGUCGCAUCUGUGCUCGUUAAUAUUUUCAAAGCAAGUCGAGCUCGUUCGCCCGCGAAAAUGUAAGUCGUCUGUCUUAUAUAAUUUAUUAUAACUGACUGCGUUCAGAAAGUAUAACGGAUGAGUUCACUGUACUAGUGUUCUUGAAACUAUCUGUGGAACUAUUCUCUGAAAAACAAAAAUUUGACUUCGAGUUAAUUAAAAUUAUGUCUUCAUCAAUAAAUACAGUGAACUUUAUGAAAUAAUGGAAAUUGGUGAUAAUAAUUAUUUAUAUAAUUAUUUAUUAAUUACUUAUGUAAUGAAAAAGGUAAAUUUCUCCGUUUUUCUAUCAAGUUUAAAAUAAAAUCGAUUUCUUCAUUAUUCAGUUUCCUCCUGUAAUUAGUUUUAUUUAUUAAUAAGAUUUUAUCAACGGAAAUCGAAUAUAUUAAUAUACUUACAUAAUUACCUAUUUUUAACUUUAAUAAAAUUCACAACUUUACUUUGAGAUUAAAGUGUGAGACAGCAGCCAUGACAGCUCGUUUGACAUUUAUUUACAUGCUCGACUUGCUCGACGACUCAUAAUCACGUUCUCCAUCUGCUAGCUCGCAUCUCAGAUUUAUGCCGAUUUGCAAUGCCGAACGCAGCUGAUAUCGUUUCGCGAGUCACUAAUUCCUUCGGACGAGAUCCGUUUGAGAUUGAGACCAAGAGGAAAAGCCAGAAAUCUUGACGAGAAUCGCGUUCUUCCAAGUUUCUUUCUCUUCCAAGUCGCGAGCGACGCAUUGAUUAUUUCACUUCUCUCGUAAACUUAGAUCUUAAAACUGUACAUUGAAAAUUCACGUAAACAGCGAAAUAAUUUAGAUCGCCUGAAAGACAUCUUUAGCGAUAGCAAUGGAGGAAUUUAAUUCCCCGCGGAGGGGAAUCUCGUUACACGGAGUUGAUGAUUUAGAAUCACCUUGAGGUAACUCGCCAAGAAGGAGGAACUUUCUAAGUAAAUGAUCGGUUAAACCGGCGCGAUUCGCUCUUAAACACGGUUGUAUCCCCAUCGUCGUGCAAGUUUUCCUCCUCUAUCUAUAUUAUAGAUGGGACUCUUAGAGAUCUAGUUAGGUCACAGAGAGCGAGAGAGUCGUUGACCGGGUUCGGUUUAGACCGAGCCGUCGACUCAGCCUUAAAAGAAAAAGUUGUUACUCCUUUGUUCCACGCUACUUGUAAAUAUAUCCGUCCUACUACUUUUCGAAUAACCAGAAUACGCAAACGGGUCGUGCGAUUUCAAAGGACACUCCAACCAGCGAGCUAUUGCUCGUAACUCGUCCUCGCUUCGAGACGACGGCGCCCUCGAAAGAGAGAGGCCGUACAAUGUUUGGGCUUCGGACUUCCGGCUGGGCUGAUGAAGCUCUUGCGAAACAGAGCCCGCGUUCACGCGCCAUGUUUACCAUUAAAUACGGUCCGUCUAGAAUAUUUCGUUGUUAAACUAUUGAUUAAACGAUCUUGUACGGUAAUUGCGGCGUCGAGAAGCUCAACUAGGAAGUUUGAGAAAAAUCGCGCGAUCGGAGUAGUUCAAAGUCUCGAAAAGUUCGAGAAACGUCGAAACGUACCCAACUAAACACCGACUGACAGUGACAUUACAACAAUAUAAGUGCAAUAUAGCAAGGUUGUACCGUAGAUUUUAAGAUCACGAUCUGCUGAUUGGCUGAUUUACGUAUUGCCUGCGUGAUAUCAACAUAGACUUUCCUCACGUAGACAAUGUGUAAACUAUGUAAAAUAUUACAAAUUGCACAGUGCUCAGUGCAAAGAGAAUGACUAAAUUAUUAAUUUAAAUUAGUUUAAACUAUAAAAUAAUUUCACGUAUUCCGAUUUUGAUGUUGAUUCUUACGCCCUGCAACAUAGCACAUGUACUGCAAAUAUAAUGACGUAUUAACGACGUAUUAAGGGCGCCAGUGACGCCGUUGAAACAUCAUCACGUUUGCUGUCUGUGUGUGUUGUACGUAGCGACUACAUCGUUGAGUAAAUGACAUAACAUUGAUAUAACUUUACUGUCAGUCGGAUGUUUACCGGGCCAAUACGAUCGGCAAAAGACCGAUCGCGUUAUCGCGGCUCAUCGUGACGGAGAUACGAUCGUAUUUUACGCUAAAUGUGUUCCGUGAGAGAGCACGGAACGGAGUGUACAAAAGUAGAAGAAGAAGCUUCGCAUCGCUGAAUAGAGCGCUUAGCUGAGCGCUAAGCGGACGCGCCUCGGGGGUGGCUCCAAGUACAAUUAAUUUUUUUCCCGGAAUGACGUGCCUCGCUAAUUUAGCCAAGCCAAUUUUCGAAAGUUACUCGCGCGCGAGAUUUACUAUUAUUAAUUAAAGCGUAUGCGCUGUUACAAAACAUCGAGUCAAUUAACAUGCGCAAGCUAACCGCGUGUGUGUGUUGUUGUUGUGGCCAAAGAAGAGAAUAAGAAGGGGAAGAAAAGAGAGGGACAAAAAUUAAACGUUAGAUUAGAUCGUAGACAUUGAAAUUGAGCGCUUUGCGUUGUCGUCGCGCGAGUGUUCAACGAGCUCGAACACGCCAACGCGUUUAGGUCUAAUGCGAGUGUCUCGUCGGUGCCAUAACCGACUGAAUCAGGCCGAUUUGUCCGUUUUUUAAGUACUCUGUGGAAUAAUUAUCUGGAAAAAAACGAGAACUCCAUAUUGCGUAUCGUUAAAUACACACACAUAUACACGCACAUUUACAGGCUCCGAUUUGAUUACUACACCGACGUUAACCGUUACCGUCAUGAAUUUUUUUCUCGAGUCUCGAUUCAUUUUACGUUCACAUUCGCCUUACAUUCGCACAAGUGAGCUGAGAAUUGACCACCUUACCGGUCCCGUUCGCGUCGGAGGCCGGUCUCCUCUCAGGUCUUCGUCGUUACACGGAGAAAAGAUAUUGCAGUAAGAAUCACCAGAAAAUUUCGCAAUGCUGGACCAUACCGGAACUACAUCUGAAAUUAUUAUGCGUGCUGUAAUCUUUAGUGACGUGUAAAGAUUACAACACACGUCAUAAUUCCGGUAUGGUCCGGCGUUAGAAAAUUUCGUGUGGUGAUUUUUACCGCAAUACCUUCCCCGUGUACUCUUGUAUUUAAACGUAAACGACGAAAUUGAACGGGCGUUCCACUUGUUACUAAUUGUUACAAAAAUCACACGAUAUACCUAUACAUAUAUAUUAUAUACAUAUAUAUAUAUAUAUAUAUAUAUAUACACAUAUAUAUAAAUAUACGUGUAAGUCUGCGUGCACGCAUACGCGCUACGCACACGCCUGCGGUAAGCGGAAGAGACGAUGGGAUCCGCAAGAAUGCGUUCUUUGGACCGACGAAGUGCAGAGGGAAUAACGGACGAGAGAUUAAAAGACUACAAGUCUGCAAAUCAAGUCCAGGACCAAAUUUACGCGAAGACUUAGUCGUAAGUGAGUCGACGUAACGAGAACCACGUGGAACGGAUUCUUGCUGUCGAGCUGAGCUCGUCGAGCCUUUCGUCUCGUCCGUCUCAUUUCGGAACUUUUUCACCGCAUAGAUGUGCACAAAGUGGUGUGGGUAUAUACUCGUCAAGCGAUACUGAGUUGCGCAACUUCUUACGGUAGGGUAAAGCGAGGUAACUUGACGUUAAUCGAUAAUUCAAUAAUAAUAUACACUGCACGCAUUGAUUGUCAGAGAGCGCGCGUUUACCGCGCAGCACCUUCCGCAGGUAAAGAAACGUCGUCGGGUAUCGUUGAGUUUGUUAAUAGACGUUCGUUAGCGAUCUUACAGCCUCGGUACGUGCGGUUUUCGCUCACGCACACAUCACCGGCGUAUGCCUUCGUCGUGUUUAUACUUUAGAUUCGUAAUUCUAAGGCUAAGUGACGCGAGUAAGAAAUGACGCUCGAACGAGAUUAGAAAAAAAUAAAGAAAAAUCGUAAAUUACAAUGCGCACACGCACAGAUCGGCAUGGCAGCCUCGACGUCUAUUAGCCCGGAUUAGUAACAGGGCUGAGAAAAAAAAAUAUCGAGGAGAUAAAAAAUAUUUAUUCGGUUGAGUACUAAUAAAACGUUUAUUUAAAUUUACAUUCCUUAGUUUUAAAAGAACACAAACAAUUGCUUUCACAAAAAACUACGCUUCCAAGAAAAUGUAUAUAUUCUUAUUUGAAAAAAAAAUGUUUCAGUUGAAAACUGAAUGUAUAUUGAUAUAAGUAAAUAUGAAAAUUAGUAUCCACCGAAUAUAUGCUUUUUAUUUGUCCGAUUUUCUUCCAAGUACGGUGAACGUCGUCGAACAGCAGUAACGUUAUAUCAGCGUUGUAAUUUCUCCCCAUUCAACGAUGUGACUUGUUACGUACAACAUGCGUUAUGUUGCACUCACACUGCUGCAGUGAGAAAUUAUAACAUUGAUAUAACAUUACUCGCUCUUUAGUGGGUAGGAUUUUUCAGUCGCUCGCAUCGUGCCAACAUAUUCCUGCAUCAUAACUAUUGAUUAUUUAACCAAACGGCGAAGAUCUAGCGGAUAUUACUUCUUUCGGGUUUUUUUCUUUUUUUUAGAUCUCGUAACUAGAAAUUACAAUUACGAUACAACGCGAGUGAUUGAAAAAUUGGAAUUAAUGUUGCGCCACGGGACGUAACGACUGUUACCAUACUGGUCUGUGCAUAUUUCGCGCGGAUCUACGGUCGAUUCGAGUGCUCGAUGAAAUUUGCCGCAAUGUGGCGGGCAAAAAAAGAUAUAAAAAUGAAAAAGAGCAUGUUGCUAUAGCUUUCUUACCGAGGAUGUUUGUACAACGAAGCCGUAUUUUUUUAGCGAAGUGUAAUACAUAUUUUACAUAAGUGGAGUUCGAUCCACGCGUUCCGCGGGGAAGCAUGUAUGCUUGUUGAAUAGGCUGUUAUGUACAACAAAGUACGCUACGCUACGAGCCAAAUAACGAGCCAACAGUAAAUCCGUCGUUCAAUCACGCCAACGUUUACUUUUUAAUCUCUUGCGGACAAUCUACGACGUCACUAUUAGAACGCGCACAAUGGGAUCGAUUUUGCUCUCUCUCUCUCUCUCUCUCUCUCUCUCUAUUUAAAUAAACUAACAAUACCGAACUUAUGCCGUCUCAGAAAAAGUGCUCUUCUAAUUAAACGUCGUUAUAGGUCGAAGCUAAAACGCAGAGAAAAAAAGUCGAGAGUACGAUGAGAGCGGAAUUACGCACGCAUAACCCGUUAGUGUAGAUCAACGGUAGUGGGAUGUCAUAGGAUAUGAUUAUUGUAAUUAUUAAUUAUCAUUAUUAUAUAAUGUUACGAAUAACAAAGCGCACGACAUUGCUGUAAAAAUACUAUUGGUACGUGAAAUAGAUGUUAUAAAGGAAUGAAAGAAAAAACAGGAAAGGACAAGUUAUGCGUCUUCUCAUUAGUGGUCGCGCGAAUGAAACGAAAAAUACGUUACAUCUUUGCUGCGUUAUACUUUUCUCCGGAAGAAAAACAUAUAAUAUUAUGCCUAAUAUGUAAGCAAACUUGUAUAACGUCAAGUUAAUAUCAAAGCGAAUAUCACUGCAGAAGUCCACAGGUUUGUAGUAACAAUUAAAUUCGACGAAAGUGACAGCCCGAUCGACAAGGGACGAGCGAUUAUCAUAAACUGGAGGGAACGCGAGAGCAUAUCAGGUGAAUCAAGUCUAAGAACUCUGAUAACACUCGAAAGUACUGUUAUAUUAAAAAUUUAACGUUAUUUCAGUGACAGAUGCACAGAGCUUACGCCGCUCCGUUUGCCACCAGCGAGAAAGAUCGCUAAUGUUGACGUCAGCAAGUGGAUUUCGGAUCCUGCGGGAACGAACCGGCGAGGAAGUACGUUCCUGAGUGGCUUUUACCUGUCAUUUGAUUGUUCCGUGCUUUCAUUUAGCUUAAAUUAGCAGCGACCGCGAGAUUGGUAUUGUUGUAAAAGAAUUUGUUCUUUCCUUCCAAAAGGAUGUGUGCAAAUCGCGUGUUGCGAGUGAAUUAUAAGUAUUUUGCAAGAUCAGAGUUAUCAUAUGUAUAUGAAUAUCAUCCUUAACUACUCUGCAGGAUACUCUAUUCUUUACAAUAAUAAUAUAAUAAAGUUAGUUAUAUAUAAUUAUACAUAGGUUUCUUAUACAUA